AUUUGGCAUUUCAGGGUUUGGUCCGUCACGCUACCUAGCAUUCCCCAAUUGCUGCACUUUUGCUUCCUUGUUCAACUGGUGAUCACCGCUCCAGCACCCUCAGCUAGACCAUGCAAGCAGCCUUCCAACGCAUACAGACGUUCUCUAAAAGUCUGCUUCCUUCUUCGCUCACGCGUGCAAGCAUGACGGAAGCUUCCAAGAAUCCGCCCUGGCGGGACGCCAUUGAGCAGUCCAUUGAGAAGAACAAGGAGCUCAAGUACUCAAAAUAUGUGCAACUGGUCCCCUUAUCUCGGUCUGUUUUCAUCUGGUGGCUCCACCAUCAAGGCUCUUCAAAAAGGUGGAACAAAGAGAAGGCGACAGUGAGGCCUGACGGACGGCCGGCAAAUCGGACUGUGGUUUCCAGGGGCUUUGUGGACGGUACAGAUCAGCUGCAGUUCACUGCUGAUUCUCGCAGCGAAAAGAUGGGUGACGUGGCGCACCAGCCGUGGGGCGAGAUUUGCUGGUACUUCGAGGACACGUGGGAGCAGUUCCGCCUGCUGGGGCUCGUGGGGGUCAUUGGGUGUGACGAGGAGGAUUUCCGCAAGCAAGAGGCUCGAUUGAAGGCCUGGCAAGCGGCCUCCCCCAAAUCGCUGCGGCAGUUCGUCGACCCGCCCCCAGGCCGGCCACGGGCGCCAAAAGAGGAGUUCGAGGGGGAUCCCCCGAAUCAAGAAGAAGGGCCGGUGGAGACCUUCUGCCUGGUGACCCUGGAGCCGAAGGAGGUAGACUACUACUCUCUGAAGGAGAAGCGACGGAAGCUGUACAAGCUCGGCGAAGAGGGCGAGUGGUCUGAAGAAGAGGUUAACCCCUGAAAGGUCAGGAGACUCCAGCGACUGUACAUACAGAUCAUAACGGAUUCAUCAGGGGUCCACUGUCCUUUGAUAUCAUUGUAAUUUUGUGAGUUAGGAAAGAGGUGUAUCUGCCGCGGAGCACUGAGAUCCAGGACGUAAAAGCAUCUGGCGCACUUCUGUGUUCCUAGCAAGGGAGUCGAGAUAGAUGCGUUUUCCUCAAAUCAGCUGGAUCGCUCUAGGUGAUCCUUUGUACAUUACGCGUGCGAAUCAAGGUGGUCGACAUUCAUUACAGCGUAGCACGAACGUUCCGGCAUCUCUUUCUCUUGUUUCUCGUCCGAAGUCUACGAUCUGUUGACAACCGUGCCUGUUGAGACAUGGUGAUCUGCCAAUUUACACGUUCGACC
This is a messenger RNA of Klebsormidium nitens, 1231 nucleotides long. The record is from the annotation of a GenBank genome assembly. Lineage: Eukaryota; Viridiplantae; Streptophyta; Klebsormidiophyceae; Klebsormidiales; Klebsormidiaceae.